GCGGCCGUCGUUUGCCGAUUUCCCGACAGGCAACUGUCACCUACGGCCCGCUGUGUUACUCGAGUGCGUAAGGCUUUGCUUACAUCUUCUCUCGUUUCGUCCCCCCAGCCUACUAUGCAAAACAUUACCGUAUAGAAAAGUGGAUCAAUCUCUCGUGGUACGAAGUGUUCGUGUUAAAUAUUUUUCAUUUUUUCGCGACUAAUACGCGAGUGAAAACAGAACCGUUUCGAUGAAAAUUAAACGAAAUUAGCCGACGGUUUCGGUGGGUAAAGGGUCGCGUGCGAUAACGAGUGUUUUGUUGAUCAACAAACUGAGUAAAAUGACCAUGAAACGAAACAAUAUGCGGUCGCCAUCUUAAACCCGGAGUAGUAGUGCUUUUUUUUUAAACGACGACGAUCGCCCCGUUGUUUCGAACAACGUUGAUGUGUCGAUAAUUUAGUUUCGAUGUUUUUUUGUUUUUUUCAUUUCUUCUUUAACCUAACCUGAAGUAUCUACGAGAUUCCUCGUGGAGAAUCCGGAGGAAAAAGUGUUAUCUCCUUGUCCGCAGGUUUGCAUGGAGCGCCACAGGGCGGAAAGGGAUGGCUGAGAACAGAUUAUUUUCCGGAGGUGGCGCUGUCGUGAAGAUGGAGCAAUUCCAGGCCGCCCUUGACCCAAGAAAGCAGGAGCUCCUCGAAGCGCGUUUUUUAGGUGCUAGGAUGUCAGCUGGAUCCCAAAUACAGAUGGCACCGCAGUCAACAGUAGCGCAACCCGUUCAUAGCCAAGACUCAAACAUGAGUACAGUGUUCCGCCUGUUGCCCUUAGGUUCGUCUCACAGCGACAAGGAGGUGGACCCCAAUACUCCGGAGAAGGUGCCGAGGACGCCCUCGGAACGGAAACGGAAACGGAAGGAGGAUGGAGGCGGAGGGGGCGGCGGCACGACCGGUGCAAAGGUCGUCCGCAACCCCUCCGCCACCGACAAGAAAAUCAACGAUUACUUUAGCACGAAGCCACCGGGGAAUAGCCCUAUCAGGCAUGGGGGCGCCAAAAGUCCAUCGCCCCAACAACCCUACCACACAUUGUACUCACCCUCGCCACAGCCUGUGAUGACAUCACCGCAAGUUCCGGGCACCGUGCCCUUCGACUUCUACAAAGGCCAGCAACCACGAUUACAUGCUCCUACCGUUAGUAAACAAGUACAGACUGAAUUAACGUGUCAGAAAAUCCAAGAAUACGAAACACAAACAUCUUCGGAUUUGGAGGCGCGGAACAAUAAAAUUGAAGAACUGACCCGGCAAAAUGAAGAACUGAGGCACCAGAUGAGCGCGCAACAGAAAACGACGGAUCAGCACAAGCAACACAUAAAUAAAUGUAUUGAAGUAGUAAAAAAGCUUCUAAAAGAAAAAAGUUCGAUAGAGAAGAAAGAGGCGCGGCAGAAAUGUAUGCAAAAUAGGCUUAGGUUGGGACAAUUUGUGACGCAACGAGUGGGUGCAACGUUUCAAGAGAAUUGGACGGACGGGCAUGCGUUUCAAGAACUUGCAAGGCGGCAAGAGGAAAUUACUGCUGAACGAGAAGAAAUCGAUAGACAAAAGAAAUUAUUAUUGAAACGAAGGCCUAACAGCGAAGGUGGACGCAAAAGAAAUAAUUCUUCGGCGUCCUCAUUACAUAACGGUACUGAUUCAACGUUCCUGAAGCCGGAUGCUGUUCCUGGUUCCUUUUCCUUACAGGAGUACUAUGAGGCUGAUGAAAUUUUAAAGUUAAGACAAAGUGCGUUAAAAAAGGAGGACGCUGACCUUCAGCUUGAAAUGGAGAAAUUGGAGCGCGAAAGAAAUCUUCAUAUUAGGGAACUAAAACGGAUUCACAAUGAGGAUCAAUCGAGGUUUAAUAAUCACCCUGUGCUCAACGAACGGUACCUGCUACUGAUGUUACUUGGAAAAGGUGGUUUUAGUGAGGUACAUAAAGCAUUUGACUUGAAGGAACAACGGUACGUUGCCUGUAAGGUUCAUCAGCUGAAUAAAGAUUGGAAAGAAGAUAAAAAGGCGAACUAUAUAAAGCAUGCUUUAAGAGAAUAUAAUAUACAUAAAGCGUUAGAUCAUCCUAGGGUAGUUAAAUUAUAUGAUGUUUUUGAGAUAGAUGCAAACUCAUUCUGUACAGUUUUGGAGUACUGUGAUGGACAUGAUCUGGAUUUUUACUUGAAACAGCAUAAGACAAUACCAGAAAGAGAGGCAAGAUCUAUAGUAAUGCAAGUGGUGUCAGCCCUCAAGUACCUGAACGAAAUUAAACCGCCCGUUAUCCAUUACGACCUUAAACCGGGCAACAUCCUGUUAACAGAGGGCAAUGUUUGCGGUGAAAUCAAAAUCACCGAUUUCGGAUUAAGUAAAGUGAUGGAUGAAGAAAAUUACAAUCCAGAUCAUGGGAUGGAUUUAACAUCACAAGGAGCUGGAACAUACUGGUACUUGCCGCCGGAGUGUUUUGUGGUGGGUAAAAAUCCUCCAAAAAUAUCUUCGAAGGUCGACGUGUGGAGCGUUGGUGUGAUAUUUUACCAGUGUCUGUAUGGGAAGAAACCGUUUGGCCAUAAUCAAUCGCAAGCGACCAUACUUGAGGAAAACACCAUUUUAAAAGCGACGGAAGUUCAGUUUGCCAAUAAACCCGCUGUGACUAACGAAGCUAAAAGUUUUAUUCGAAGCUGUUUGGCAUAUAGAAAAGAGGAUCGAAUCGACGUAUUAUCAUUGGCAAAACAUGAAUACCUACAACCACCAAUGCCUAAACAUUCGAGGUUAACGUCGAGCGUUCAACAGCAACAAGCCGCUCAACAACAACAAGCGGCAGCGGUCGCGCAACAACAGGGCCAAUUUACGAGCCCUCAACCGGGGACAACGUUUUCAACGGGACUAUUCGGUGGUAUGAACGCUUCUUCGUCAUCUUAGUGCAGUGCCGUCGUCGUCGCCAACACAACCAAUCCAACCCCAUCAGCCGUAAUUGUGCCCCCCAGAAACAACAAACAGCCACCGCGAUAACAGACGCAAACGGUGUGAGAAAAGUGAAAAAUUCGCGACGACGAUGAAAAAAGAAAUAAUGAUUUAAAUAAAUAAUUGUUGAGAUCUUUUUAUUUGGUGAUGAUGAAAUGUGCGCGAGGUAAGAUAAAAAAGAUUUUUUUUAGAAAAACGAAUUUUUUUUUGAAAGUGGGGUGAGAACUUGUAUAAAAAAUAAUAUUAAAUUAAGAACUAAUAAAAUUAAAACAAAACUGUAAUAAAUAAACGGAUAAUUUAUGAAUUAAGAAUUUUUUUGGUGGAGAUACAAGAAAAAGGAAGAAGUUAAUAAAAACGAGAUGGAGCGAGCGGUGUGAUAUAUAUACAUAUAUAUAUAAAUAUAUAAAUAGAUAUUGAUGAAAAUAAAGUUAAAAAGUAACAA
This is a messenger RNA of Onthophagus taurus, 3387 nucleotides long. NCBI's taxonomy places the organism in Eukaryota, Metazoa, Arthropoda, Insecta, Coleoptera, Scarabaeidae. The record is from RefSeq and is a predicted model, not a curated record.